Molecule: messenger RNA, 2598 nt
Organism: Ornithorhynchus anatinus (platypus)
Lineage: Eukaryota; Metazoa; Chordata; Mammalia; Monotremata; Ornithorhynchidae
Product: tetraspanin-4
Exons: 11
Coding region: 394-1110 (238 amino acids)
Cellular component (GO): membrane
Source: RefSeq, a predicted model, not a curated record
AGUUCGGACAGUGGUCGUUUCUUGCGCGUGGCGGAGGUUGCAGACCCCCACCAUCCCCUCCCCGACCCCCAUCACCCGGCAGGACAGACCGCCGUCCUUUCCCCGGCUGGGCCAGUGAGCCGAGCGUCGAGCGAGGAGGACCGUCCCCCGAGUGCGAGGAAGACCUGGCUUUGGUGCAAGGUGGCGACCAUCUGCCACACUGUUCCUCCCCAGGUUGGGCAGCUGUUUGGCGUCUGGACUCUGAAGCACUCUCCCAAGCGCUUAGUACAGUGCUCUGUACACAGGCGGCCACUUCCUCUGGCCCUCCCGCCGCCUGGACGUGAGACUGCUGUGACCAGGCAGAGCUGAGCCCACCCCCACCUCUAUCGGACUCCAGAGCUCAAGAGGUGCAGCAUGGCCCGCACCUGUCUGCAUUGCAUCAAGUAUCUCAUGUUUCUCUUCAACCUCCUCUUCUGGCUGGGCGGCUGCGGCAUCCUGGGCGUGGGCAUCUGGCUGGCGGUCACCCAGGGCAACUUCGCCACCCUGUCGUCCUCCUUCCCGUCGCUGUCGGCCGCCAACCUGCUCAUCGCCACCGGCGCCUUCGUCAUGGUCAUCGGCUUCGUCGGCUGCGUCGGCGCCGUCAAGGAGAACAAGUGUCUGCUCCUCAGCUUUUUCAUCAUGCUGCUACUCGUCUUGCUGCUGGAGCUCACGGUGGUCAUCCUCUUCUUCGCCUACACGGACAAGAUCGACAAAUACGCUCAGCAGGACCUGAGGGAUGGCCUGCACCUCUAUGGGACCGAGGGGAACAUUGGACUCACGAAUGCCUGGAGCAUCAUCCAGACUGACUUCCGGUGCUGCGGCGUGUCCAACUACACGGACUGGUUCGCCGUGUACAACAGCACGCGCGUGCCCGACUCCUGCUGCCUGGAAUUCAGCGACAGCUGCGGGCUCCACUCGCCCGGAACCUGGUGGAAAGCGCCCUGCUACGAGACGGUGAAGACGUGGCUGCAGGAAAACCUCCUGGCCGUCGGGGUCUUCGGCCUGUGCACCGCCCUCGUGCAGAUCCUGGGGCUGACCUUCGCCAUGACGAUGUACUGCCAGGUGCUCAAAGCGGACACGUACUGUGCGUAGCCGGCUCCCGGACCGCGCUCCCCCGACCCCCGGAGGACCCAGCCGCCCCCCUGUAAGACUUUGCCGCGCCCCAUCCCCCGCCAGACCCUCCCGCGCCCCCUCUCCUCCCCCUGAAGACUCCCCCCUUGUUGUGGGGGAGACAGUAGGGAAGGAGGAGGGUCCCAGGACUGACUCCGGCCUCCAAGGGGCGCCUGCAGGAUGGGGCCGCCGGGACGCCGUCACGCCUCCGGGCAGCCGCCCGAGGAAGCGCGGGUGCUGCCUUCUCCCCUAUCCCCACCCUGGGGGUCGCAGCUGAGACCCCGAAGGACCCCCUCCUCCCACCUUGGAGGCCCACCCUCCCGCCCCCUGUCCCCUCGGGAAGCCGGCGUGGGUCCGACGGGUCUUCCGCUGUUUCCCCGGGCCUCUCUGCUACCGACCGAGGGGGUGUCCCGGCCCCGCCGGGGUCUGCCCGGGCUCUGGGGCGGUGAGGAUUGGGGUCCGCUCGCCCCGGCCCCUUCGCCCCGUGGAUCUGGAGAGAAUGGGGGUUCCCCUUCCGUCCCCGCCCCCCCCCGGGCUCCUCUCUGCAACGGGAGAGCAGGCUGGGUCCAGGGGUCACGGAGUCCGGGCGGCCCGGCUCCGUCCGUCCGUCUGACCUUCCCGGAGCCCACGUAAGCCCCAGAAGAACCCAUGUGUGAGCGUGUGUGGGUGUGUGCGUGCACGUAUGAACGCGUGAGCGUGUGCUCGUGUGAGGCGAGGUGGGCGCCUGCUCCCAGGCGUGUGACUGUGGCUCCUCCCCGUCCCCCCGGUGGCCACUCACCCGCCUCUAAGCUCGGUAGCCGGGGGCCGCCGGGAGUCGGGCCUACGGCUUCCCCGGGGGUCCCGGGGCUUCCCCGCCCGAGGGUCCCUCGCAGCUCCUAACCUAGAAGGAAGCGGGGAGUCCCAAACCCCGUGACGCCCCCCGCACCCCCCACCUGCCUCCCGCCGGGACCCUCCCCGGCGUGGAAACCAGACGGGCUGGUGCCUGGCACUGGCACCUUCCUUCUCACACCAGCCUUGCAGAUAACUCAGAUCUUACCAGCCCGCCGGGCCUCGCCGGCCCCGACCGUUCAGCCACCGUAACAUCCUUCACCCCUGGGCGGGAGAAACGUCCACGCCUGCUGUGGGCCCGGGCUUGGGGGGGUCCCCGCUGUACCCCCACCCCCGGGAUCUCUCCUCUCUCUGCCCCAGGGGGAGGGUCUGCAGGCUGAAGCUGAGCUCCUCUCGGAAGCUCCGAGUGCUCGUGGAGAGCCUGGGAGAGACAGCGGGAGGGAGAAAGCCAAAGGGGUGGCUGGGGGUGCCCCCUUCACGACCAAAACGAGCCCCCCACCCCCCCAGCCCGGGCUCCCCGUGACCAUGCAUUUGAUUGUAUUUUGCCCCGCUUCCUGGCAUAAUCUUGGCAGCUCGUGGCACGGGGAAUUAAAUCUAGCAAUGAGGGGACUAGGAGAGAAAAGAGAAGAGAAAAAGGAGAAG